Molecule: messenger RNA, 2016 nt
Organism: Euleptes europaea (tarantolino)
Lineage: Eukaryota; Metazoa; Chordata; Lepidosauria; Squamata; Sphaerodactylidae
Gene: SLC7A2
Product: solute carrier family 7 member 2
Exons: 11
Coding region: 13-2016 (667 amino acids)
Biological process (GO): transmembrane transport; amino acid transport
Cellular component (GO): plasma membrane
Molecular function (GO): amino acid transmembrane transporter activity
Source: RefSeq, a predicted model, not a curated record
UCCUCCUCCAAAAUGAUAACCUGCGGACCAGCCUUGUCAUUCGUUCGGUGCCUUUUGAGGCGAAAAAUCAUCACUCUGGACAGCCUUGAAGAUUCCAAAUUAUGUCGCUGUUUAUCUACCGUGGACCUUAUUGCUCUAGGAGUGGGAAGCACCCUCGGGGCAGGGGUUUAUGUCCUUGCUGGAGAAGUUGCAAAAGCUGAUUCUGGACCUAGUAUUGUUGUUUCUUUUCUCAUAGCUGCCUUAGCUUCGGUGAUGGCAGGCCUCUGCUAUGCUGAAUUUGGUGCUCGCGUUCCGAAAACCGGCUCUGCCUAUCUAUAUACUUAUGUAACUGUUGGUGAACUCUGGGCUUUUAUCACUGGCUGGAAUCUCAUUUUGUCCUAUGUGAUAGGGACAUCAAGUGUAGCAAGGGCCUGGAGUGGCACCUUUGAUGAACUACUUGGGAAACAAAUUGGUUAUUUUUUUAGAACCUACUUCAGAAUGAAUUAUUCUGGUCUAGCAGAGUAUCCAGAUUUUUUUGCAGUCUGCCUUAUAUUACUCCUGGCAGGCCUGUUAUCAUUUGGAGUGAAAGAAUCUGCUUGGGUGAAUAAAGUCUUCACUGCCGUUAACAUCUUGGUCCUCCUCUUUGUGAUGAUUUCCGGUUUUGUGAAAGGAGAUAUGAGCAACUGGAAGAAAACGGAAGAAUUUCUUAUCAACUACACAGCCUACAUAGAAAACAUCUCCUUUUCUGAGAACGUGACCAGUGCAUUUGGAGUUGGUGGCUUUAUGCCAUAUGGUUUUACAGGAACACUGGCUGGUGCAGCAACUUGCUUCUACGCCUUUAUAGGAUUCGACUGCAUUGCAACAACUGGGGAAGAGGUCAAGAAUCCCCAGAAAGCCAUACCUAUUGGAAUUGUAACUUCCCUACUGGUCUGUUUUAUGGCCUAUUUUGGUGUUUCAGCUGCUCUGACUCUUAUGAUGCCAUACUACUUAAUAGAUGAGAAGAGUCCUCUCCCUGUAGCAUUUGAAUAUGUUGGAUGGGGCCCAGCAAAGUAUGUCGUAGCAGUGGGAUCUCUGUGUGCUUUAUCUACAAGUCUCCUUGGAUCCAUUUUUCCAAUGCCACGUGUAAUCUAUGCUAUGGCGAAGGACGGGUUGCUUUUCAAAUGUCUAGCUCAAGUCAAUCCCAAAACGAAGACUCCGCUUGUUGCCACUUUAUCGUCUGGGGCUGUAGCAGCUCUAAUGGCUUUUCUUUUUGACCUAAAAGCCUUAGUAGACAUGAUGUCUAUUGGCACACUUCUCGCCUAUUCGCUGGUUGCGGCUUGUGUUCUCAUUCUUAGGUACCAGCCCAGUUUACAUUACGAGCAACCGAAAUAUUCCACAGAAAAAGAGGCUCUGGCAGGGUCAGAGAGGGAAUCGACGGCGAGCGACUCGCAAAUGAGUAUGCUGCAAGGGCACAGCUUCAGCCUCCUAACGUUGGUUAAUCCCUCCAGUCUGCCAACUGAACAGUCUGCCACCAUGGUCAGCUUUCUGGUGAGCUUGUUGGCUUUUGUGGUUUGUGGCUUAAGCAUUCUGAUCACCUAUGGGAUUAACUUCCUUGCCAAUCUGGAGCCCUGGAGUCUUGGCCUUCUCGCUGCUCUUGCAGUACUGUUUGCCGUUAUCGUACUUGCCAUCUGGAGGCAACCCCAGAGCCAACAAAAAGUAGCAUUUAUGGUUCCAUUCUUGCCACUUUUGCCAUCUUUUAGUAUCCUGGUCAACAUUUACUUGAUGGUACAGUUAAGUGGAGAGACGUGGGUCCGAUUUAGCAUCUGGAUGGCUCUUGGUUUCCUUAUUUACUUUGCUUAUGGCAUACGACAUAGUAGAGAGGGCCGCCGAAGGGAAGAAGAAGAUGAAGACAGUCUAGAAGGCCAUCCCGGGGAUGAAGACAGCUGCUUGGGGAAAAGUGCAACUCCAGAAAAGAAUCCUCUGAGAGGGCCCAACGAAAACGAAAAUUCAAAUGAAAGCGCUUACUUUAUUACCAGUGAAAGGACAAGUGAAUGCUAA